Molecule: messenger RNA, 927 nt
Organism: Penicillium arizonense
Lineage: Eukaryota; Fungi; Ascomycota; Eurotiomycetes; Eurotiales; Aspergillaceae
Exons: 1
Source: RefSeq, a predicted model, not a curated record
AUGGCCUCCAACAGUGGAGUAAAGAAAAGCAAGGACAACAAGGAUAAUAAGGACAACCAUUCCAAGCUUGUUGAAAUGCAAAAACUAGCCCAAAAAAACGCCAUAUCUUCUGCAAAGAUUAAGAGCGCAGCUGAACAGGUGGAUCUCUCGGAAGGACCUCGUCCAACAGACAACUCGUCAGACAUACACGAUAGCGACCAGCCUAACAACAUUGAUCCAACCGAUCAAGCCAAUGCCUCAUUGCCAUCGCACAGCUCAGUGGUAGAGUCUAUCGAGAGAGAUGACACCCCGAUGCAUGACGCUGGCUCGGUACAUCAGGCUGGAGAGGGGUCAAGCUCGAAUAUUCAUGAACGCCACUCUAUGGCCGGUCAUCCACAAAAUCGAACCGAUUUGUCACCGGAAGCACGAGGUGCUAGUGAGUCCAGAGACCCAGAGCUUUUAGCCAGCCUUGAUCCGUCAGAAGAUGACGAGGAAACCGACGCGGUUGUGGAUGGAUGGGGAAAGCUGCGAGGAUCAACCUUCGUCAUCCUCCAGUAUGGGCCUCGUCAUGGAGCCAGAUACAAAUUCAAAUACAGAAAUGGAUAUACCAAUGACAAAAUGAACGACAUUUCUGAACGAGAGUUGCGGAUUUCCCAGAUCAAAGCUAGUCCACGGAGCAAAGUCUGGCGGUAUACCAAACACAAUGUUGUCGGGAUCUACGGGAUUGCCUCCGAAGAAAGAAAGUAUCCGGAUAAACAAUACAAGUCUGAUCCAUGUUCUUGGCUGAAGAUUAAAUGGAAGGACCUGCAGUCAGAGGAUACCCACAACAUGCAAAACUCUUGUUCUUGGAUUCCGAGAUCCGAUUUCACUCGCUUCUGCAAUGGCAAACGCGCAGCGGACGCAAAAAUCAAAGAGGUCUGGGAGAAACAAGAAGAACGCUAUCUGCGG